GAAUGUUCGUCCGUUCAGAAAGAAUAAAGUAGUAUGAAAACAAAAUGAUGGAAAAUAUUAAUUUGUAAGAAGCCACAAUUAAUACAAGAUGGUAAAUUCCACCGCGUUCUUGACAAAAGGCUAAUUUCGUGGCGCGCUUCAUUUCAAAAUGGACGUCUCCGCGGUCAAUACACGGUCUGCAAGAAAACGGAAAUCAGAUGAUGACCAGAAUGUGGUUAUGUCAACGAUUACGAAGCAUAAGAAGAGACAGAAGCGGCGCUCAAGUUUUAUGCGAUCGCGUUCGCGGAAGUCUUUGCCCCCAGUUAAUAUAGAAAGCUCAGAAAUCCAUCAGAAAAUAGCAACAGAUAUCCCAGAAGAAAAGAGACUGGAACAGUUACAGCAGUCAAGUUUUGAGUAUACCAUGCAGAAGCUUAUGGCUGAGAUACCUCUCUUUGACUCUGACAGUGAGCUACAAUGUAAAAUGAGGAAAGCUUUUGAAGACACACUAGCAGAUGUGGCUAAAUCUGGCAUCCUCACUCAUGCAUGCAAGAAAAAUAGUUUGGAGCCCAAUCCAUCCAACCUGGAGAUGAAUGAAGUCUUGAUCAAGAUGCAGUCUCAUAUCAGAAGACUGACGGAAGAAGGAGAGAAGUGGGAUAGGUUACAGCAGGACCACACGCAGUCGACCCUUGAUGCUGAGAAGAUCGCUGCAUCAUCGUCAGAACCUACCACAGUGUCCAAGGCUCCGGACAGCUUGACCAUCCAGCAGAGAAAGCUACUGGCUGACCUACCAGACCUUGGGAGCCUAGCAGAAUGGACAAAAACUUCAGCCGAGGAAACGGCUCUACAGAUUGCCAAAGUACACCAGACUGGCAAACAGAUGAUGAAGUACAAAGAUUCAAUGGAGGGUUAUCUCCAACACGAACUUGAGAUAUUUGCUGUGGAGUCUUUUGAUGGCUACCAAGAUAUCAUGGAUCCCAGAAAGUUGCUCUCCAAGGCUGGAACAAAUGCCCAAGAAAGCCAAGCCUAAGCCGUCCUUGUAGCAAUGAACUGUGCUGAUGCAGUGUUAUCAAAGAACAGACCGUGGUCGUGUUUGACAAGUGGCUUUGCUUUGAGUUCAUUUUGGCUGUAAGUAAGCCAACUGUAUGAACAUACAAAGUAUCAAGACAUCGCUUAUUCCAGGAAGCUGCUCACAAAGGCUGAAACCAAUGCCCAAGGAAGCCAAGGCUAACUUCACUUGUAGCAAUGGGCUUUGGCCACCACUGACUGGUGAGUGGCUAUAUGUUUGAGAUCAUUUGGGCUGGGAAUAAGCCAGCAGUAUAUGUAAAAUCCCAAGAAGUAACGGAUUCUAGAACAUCGCUCUAGAAGGCCACAACAAAUGCUCAAGAGUAGGUAUGCAUCUUGCUAAUGCAGUGCUCUGGAGAAAAAAAAACAUUAUCUGACUUGUAGAAACUUCUGAUUUUCAUCUAAUACCAACUUUGCUGGAAGUAAGCCAGGUUAGCCAGCUGUGUAAAUAUAAGUAGUACCGAGAUAUUAGUGCUAACAGAAUGUUGCUCACAAACGCUUGAACCAAUGCUCAAGAAAGCGACGUCUUUGACUUUUAGCCUUAUCACUAGUCAUAAGUUGAGUCAAUGCUGUGUUAUUGAAAAACAGACUAGCUUUAAGAAACCAGCAGCUUUUACUUGACAUCAUUUACAGACCAGUGGCUUAUAUCUGCUAUAAUUAGGCUUGGACUAAGCCGGCUGUGUUCCUUAUACAAUACACCAGUUUACGGUUAGGGGGGCCAUUUUAAUUCGCGAGUAAUUCGAGACCUAGAGGUCAUGUAUUUAUGCGUAAAUUAAGAUUGCGCCCAUGCAAAUUAUGAUGACAUCACUGCCUACGCGCUGCGUUGUGCGCGCACAUCAUCAUUUGCAUCGGCACAAUCUUAAUUUACGCAUAAAUACAAUUAAAAUGGCGCCCAUGUCUGCGCAUGUGCACUGAUGUAACCGUUAACCGGUGUAUUGAAGACAUGUUGACCUCAAGACAAUGGUCUCAAAGUUAAUGGUCAUAAAAGUUCAGCCAAACCUGCUCUAGUGUCCAACUAGCCAAUGACAUGCUGAUGCAGUCUUAUCAAAGAAUGUACGGUGGCUUCAGCUGACUAAUGGCUAUGGUUUGAGAUCAUUUGGAUUUGAUAAAAGCCAGCUUCCAUUAAUUUCCCAUUCUAUCUAACAUAGCAAAAACAAAUACAUACUAAAUGUCAAUUAA
This is a messenger RNA of Strongylocentrotus purpuratus (purple sea urchin), 2220 nucleotides long. Its product is annotated as kinetochore-associated protein DSN1 homolog. The record is from RefSeq and is a predicted model, not a curated record. Gene Ontology annotation, biological process: mitotic sister chromatid segregation; cell division. Gene Ontology annotation, cellular component: MIS12/MIND type complex. The coding region runs from base 149 to 1006 and encodes 285 amino acids. Lineage: Eukaryota; Metazoa; Echinodermata; Echinoidea; Camarodonta; Strongylocentrotidae. The transcript is spliced from 10 exons.